Molecule: messenger RNA, 1389 nt
Organism: Vicia faba (fava bean)
Lineage: Eukaryota; Viridiplantae; Streptophyta; Magnoliopsida; Fabales; Fabaceae
Source: the annotation of a GenBank genome assembly
AUGGAAAAUCACAAGAACCAAACUGUUUCUAUUGAGCCUCAAACAGAAAGAACAAAACUUCCAAAUUUUCUUAUAUCAGUUAAACUCAAAUAUGUGAAACUAGGUUACCAUUACUUAAUCUCAAAAGCUAUGUACCUUUUUCUUAUACCACUUUUUGGUGCAGCUUCAGCUCAUUUAUCCACAAUCUCAUACCAUGAUGUUAUUCAGCUUUAUGAGAAUCUCAAGUUCAAUCUCAUUUCAGUAACUCUAUGUUCUAGUCUUAUGAAAAAGAUACUUGAGAGAUCUGGUUUAGGACAAAGGACUUCUUUGCCUCCAGCAUUGUUGACUGUUCCACCAAACCCUAGCAUGGCUGAAGCAAGGAAAGAAGCUGAGGAGGUUAUGUUUGGGGCUAUUGAUCAGCUUUUGGAGAAAACUGGUGUUAAGGCUAAGGAUAUUGGGAUUUUGGUUGUCAAUUGUAGUUUGUUUAAUCCUACACCUUCUCUUUCUGCUAUGAUUGUGAAUCAUUAUAAGUUGAGAGGGAAUGUUCAAAGUUAUAAUCUUGGUGGUAUGGGUUGUAGUGCUGGACUUAUCUCUAUUGACCUUGCUAAACAGCUUCUCCAGGUUCAUCCAAACUCUUAUGCCUUAGUGGUAAGCAUGGAGAAUAUCACACUCAACUGGUAUUUUGGCAACAACAGAUCAAUGUUAGUUUCAAACUGUCUCUUCAGAAUGGGAGGAUCAGCAAUUCUCCUCUCCAACAAACCAUCUGACAGCAAAAAAGCCAAAUACCAACUGAUCCACACCGUCCGGACUCACAAAGGCGCAGACGACAAAUCAUACGGCUGCGUCUUUCAAGAAGAAGACGAGAAGAGAUCAGUUGGUGUAUCCCUCUCAAAAGAUUUAAUGGCUGUCGCCGGAGAAGCACUCAAAACAAACAUCACAACACUUGGUCCAUUAGUCCUACCUAUGUCAGAACAGCUUCUGUUUUUCGCGACUUUGGUCGCAAGAAAAGCCUUCAAGAUGAAAAUAAAACCCUACAUUCCUGACUUUAAGUUGGCUUUUGAGCAUUUUUGCAUUCAUGCUGGUGGAAGAGCUGUUUUGGAUGAGUUAGAGAAAAAUCUUGAUCUUAGUGAUUGGCAUAUGGAGCCAUCAAGGAUGACACUUUAUAGAUUUGGUAACACUUCUAGUAGCUCAUUGUGGUAUGAAUUGGCUUAUACUGAAGCUAAAGGGAGGAUUAGAAAAGGUGAUAGAACUUGGCAAAUUGCAUUUGGUUCUGGAUUCAAGUGUAACAGUGCUGUGUGGCGUGCAUUGAGGACCGUUGAUCCUGCUAAGGAAAAGAAUCCAUGGAUGGAUGAGAUUCAUGAGUUUCCUGUUCAUGUGCCUAAAGUUGAAACCAUUGGGAAAACAAGUUAG